Trichoderma citrinoviride is the source of this 2876-nucleotide messenger RNA. RefSeq names its product TRP-domain-containing protein. The record is from RefSeq and is a predicted model, not a curated record. Gene Ontology annotation, biological process: fungal-type cell wall biogenesis; transmembrane transport. The coding region runs from base 343 to 2607 and encodes 754 amino acids. The transcript is spliced from 5 exons. NCBI's taxonomy places the organism in Eukaryota, Fungi, Ascomycota, Sordariomycetes, Hypocreales, Hypocreaceae.
AAAUCUCGCUCGCUCCGCAGAUCUGCCCAUUUCGUCAUCAACCCUUGCAUCCCCCAGCAACACGUCAUUUUCACACGACCGGACACUCGAGGGCGCUCAAGCUGUCCUGUGCCGACGAGAGCGACAAAAGCAGGCACGCCCGCGCGCACCGGCUUUGGCUUUUGGCUCGUCUGACCUCGUAUUCCGCUCAGCUCAGCCUCCUCUCCGUCAUUGACGCCAUCGCGGUGCUGUAAUCUACGACCCCACAGCUCUUUCGCUCGACAGCGACUCGCGGGAAGCCCGUCGCCUGAAUACCAUAUUCAACACCAAGAGAAUAACAGCAUUCAACCAAUCGUCAUCAUUAUGCGGUCGUUCCUCAGGACGCCGCUGGCCCUGCUGGCCAUGACGGCUUCGCUGCUGUCGCCGGCCGCCGCGGAGAGGAUGCUGCUGUCCAACUCGCUCAACCUCUGCCAGCAAGACUCCAGCUUGCAGGCCAGUCUCUUCAAUGUCGUCUACACGCCCAACAACAACUCGGCCAGCAUCAACAUGGUGGCCACGUCGUCCGUCCAGGGCAAGGUCCAGUUCGACAUCGAGGCAUCCGCGUACGGCUACACCUUUCUCAGGCAGACCGUCGACCCCUGCGACAUUGGACUCCAAGGCCUUUGCCCCAUGGUAUCCGGCAACAUCGCCUUCGGCUUCAAUCUGCCCGUCAGCCCCUCGGCUGCAUCUCAGAUUCCCGGCAUCGCCUACCAGAUUCCCGACUUGGAUGCCACCGUCAAGGUCCGGGUUAACUUGACCGGUACCAGCGACAGUGUUGCCUGUGUCGAGGCCGACGUUUCCAACGGAAAGACCGUCAAUCUCGUCGGCGUCAAGUGGGCCACCGCCGUCAUCGCCGGCCUGGCCCUCGUCUCGUCCGCCAUCAUCAACGGGCUGGGACAUUCCACCACCGCCGCCCACGUCGCCGCCAAUUCUCUCUCGCUUUUCGGCUACUUCCAGGCCCAGGCCAUCAUCGGCCUCACCGGAAUUCGUCUCCCGCCCAUCGUGCAGGCUUGGACCCAGGACUUCCAAUGGUCCAUGGGCAUCAUCCGCGUCGGCUUCAUGCAGACCAUCUUCACCUGGUACCAGCGCGCUACCGGCGGGACGCCUUCCACCAUCUUCGACUCUCUCACCACCGUCUCCGUCCAGAUCGAAAAGCGCGGCCUCCAGGUCGCACAGGCCGGCCUCAGCCUCUUCAAGCGCAGCGUGGCCAUGAUGCCCAAGCCCGCUGUCAACCUUCUCAAGCGCGGCAACGUCAUGACCGGUUCCGGAAGCUACAUCGUGUUUGGCAUCCAGCGCGUCGCCUUCAAGGCCGGCAUUGAGACCACCAACCUGUUCAUGACUGGCCUCGUCUUCUUCUGGAUCUUUGCCCUCAUCGUCGCCGGCGCCGUUGCCGCCUUCAAGGGCUUCCUCGAGCUUCUCGCCAAGCGCGGCCUCAUGAAGCGCGACAAGUUCCUCGACUUCCGAAACGGCUGGAUCACCGUCCUCAAGGGCAUCCUCUUCCGCGUCUGCCUGAUUGGUUUCCCGCAGAUGGCUAUCCUCUGUCUGUGGGAAUUCACCCAGCGCGACUCGGCCGCCGAGGUUGUCCUCGCCGUCUUCUUCUUCUUCGGCCCGCUCUUCACCCUGGCCUGGGGCGCCAGCAAGGUCAUCCGCAUCGCCCGCCGCUCCAUCGCCAUGCACCGCAAUCCCGCCUACAUCCUGUUCUCCGACCCGCAGGCUCUCAACAAGUGGGGUUUCCUCUACGUCCAGUUUCGCGCGUCGGCCUACUACUUCAUCAUCCCGCUUCUCUUCUAUACCCUUAUCAAGUCCAUGUUCAUUGCGCUGGCCCAGCGCAGCGGUGUCACCCAGGCCAUCGCUCUCAUCAUUAUCGAAGCUGGUUUCCUCAUCGCAGCCUCGGUCCUCCGUCCCUGGAUGGAUAAGAGCACCAACUCUUUCAACAUUGCCAUCGGCGUCGUCAACUUUCUUAACGCAAUCUUCCUCUUCAUCUUCACUAAUGUGUUUGAUGCCCCGCUGCUGGUUGUCGGCGUCGUCGGCGUCGUCCUCUUCAUCCUUAACGCGGCCUUUUCCCUCAUCUUGCUCAUCAUGGUCAUUGUGUCCACCAUUUUGUCUCUGAUGCGCAAGAACCCGGAUGCGCGAUACCAAUUCAUGUCGGACGACCGCGCCUCCUUCAUGAAGUCGCAGUCGCAGCUGAACGCGACCACCGAGCUCGACGCUCUGGCUGCCACGGCUCGAGGCGACAAGCUUGGCUACAAGGGCGGCUUUGACGUGGAUGACAACGAGUCCAUGUCGUCUGGCGAUGUCCGCAAGCACAACGAGGCCUCUGGCGCCUACAGCGUCUCUGGCACAAACUCGCAAAACUCACUCUAUGCCAACGGCCAGGGGCAGCCCCACGCUGCCAUCCCGCUGUAUCCCGCUCAGCGAGGCCCAGCCAACCACAGUCCUCUGAGAGAGGAACUCGGAAGCCCUCUGGCUUCUGGGACCUCCUUGGGGCCGCAGCGGACGGACACGGCCACUCCAGCAAGCGGCACUCGGUCAACUCGGUCACAGCACAAUGCCAGUCCAUGGCAGCGCGGCGCAGGUUAUGACCACUAGAAAGGGUUCUACGCUGCAGAACGGCAAUUGUAGGGGAGCCGAUAUCAUGAAGAGCUAGGAGGCAUGACGGCGUUUGUAAGGAUGUAUUUGGCGUUACGGUACAUUGACGGCCAACCAAAGGCCUGGCCUACUCCUUUGUAUAUACGACUAUCAUUUAUAAGGGGCUGGACAGGCGGAGGGCAUCAUGGAUUAUGCAUGUGGGAUCAUACAGUUAAGGCUACAGGUCUAGUACAUCUGAGGGAGGCAAUUCCCCGUGUUGUAAAGCAGAA